Microthlaspi erraticum is the source of this 837-nucleotide messenger RNA. Lineage: Eukaryota; Viridiplantae; Streptophyta; Magnoliopsida; Brassicales; Brassicaceae. The record is from the annotation of a GenBank genome assembly.
AUGUCUGAUUCAAAGGAAGAGAAAGCACAGGUUGCAGCUGACAGGAUCAAGGCCGCAGCACUCACCGCUGCGAAAGGUCUGAGCCGUACGCAAGCUGAGCGAGCAGCGGCUGCAGCAGCAAGGAACGUCAACGCUUACGGUCAAAAGGAAGAAGGUCCAAGCAGAUGGCAAGAGAAAAGGGAAGCAAAGAGGCAGAUGUAUCUGAUGAGUACCGAGAAAGCAGUCAGGCUCGGGGAAAGGAAAGACAAGCCAGUGUCAGCAGCAAUCGUUGGAGGCAGCAGCUCCGCGGCUUCACAGUGCCAGAAAUGUUUCCAGACUGGUCACUGGACUUACGAGUGCAAGAACGAACGGGUUUACGUCUCGAGGCCUUCGAGGACGCAGCAGCUUAAGAACCCUAAACUGAGAAUGAAGCCUUUUGGUGGUGAUGAUGAUAUUGUUGAUGAUGGUGAUGUUGACGAUGAUGUGAAGGUAGUUGCAGGGAAUGGGAAAGGAGAAGGUGAGAGGAGGGCAAAGAAGAGCAAGAGAAAGCACAGGUCAAAGUCUGAAUCUGGUAGUGACAGUGAAGCCUCUGUGUUUGAGAGUAGCGGCUCUGAAUCGUCUGGAGAGAGUAGUUCGGAGUAUAGUUCGUCGUCGGAGUCGGAGGAGGAGAGGAGGAGGAGGAGGAAUAAGAAGAAGAAGAGCAGCAAGAAGCAGAAGAAGAGCAAGGAAAGGCGAAGAAGAUACAGCUCUUCUUCAUCUGAGUCGUCUGAGUCGGAAUCAGGUUCGGACUCGGAAUCUGAUGAUGACAGGAGGAGUAGAAAGAAGAAGAGCAAGAGGCACAGCAACAAACGUCGUUAA